CGUUACCCGCCUUGAGAAAGAAGUAUCAGACUUGAAGCACGCCACGCCCGUAAUCUCGGUUGCAAAAGUUUUACAGCGUCUGUCUUCCCGCGUUCUGCCACGCAAAUGAAUCAGAUUCUAAGUACAAACACGACGAGAAUCUAGCACAAGCCUAGGGGUUCUACUUUUUUUUCUACUUAGCAAAUCCGCCUGUCACGAUGAGGAGCGCGCGAGAGAAGCGAGUAGCUGUUCCUGCCGCAGCGCCAUUCUUCUUCAUCUUGAUUUGUUACACUUUGGCGCCUGCUUUUGUGUCCAUUGUUUCCGGAAUCUGCUUCCGUGCAAAGACGAAAAAUCAAAGCACACACACGGGGAUCCUACUAGAGCUGAACCUAGAACCAGAAGCGUCGGGUCGUCGUGUCUUCCUAUUCUCGAGCUCGCGACGCCCUAUCUUAGAUCCGUACUCUGUUAGAGGCGACGACGAAGGGGCUACAGGCAUAUUUUACUUUAACGGUCAAACAUGUAGCCAAAAUUCAAUGCGCAACGCAUGAAAUUCGCAUAUGCAUCACCGUUAUGCAUUUUUUUUGAUUUAUUCUCUACACAGACUCUUCCCAUACUGUUUUUUCUGGUAUUUUUUAAGAUUGUCAAAAUUUUGAAAAAUUUCAGAUUGAUGAAAAAUGCUGAAACGUCACACAAAAAGUGUAGAGUUGCCAUGCUUUUGCAUACUGAAUUUAAUUCUUGUUCAUUUCCCAUUGAUCCAAUUUGUUUUGCAUUUUUAUUUUUUGACUAUUUUAGACCUUCCAAAAAAUUGAAAAUUUUGCAGAGUGAUUUUACUUGAGAAAUAAUGAAUAAAAAAGACCAGAAAAAAGACACUAUUAUGCAAAAAUUCCUUUUGUUUUAAUGUACGUGACUAAAGUAAUGCUAUUAUAGUGUGUUAUUGAGCAACUUCAAGAAUUUUACAAAAUUUCAAAAUUUUCGAAAAUUGAGAGCACUUGGAGGCGUUUGCGUUAGUCAUUAUAUACCCAGACAUCGGCUCUGCAGCCAUCCUCUUACUUAUACAAAGACAACAGUGCU
This is a messenger RNA of Amoebophrya sp. A120, 1050 nucleotides long. NCBI's taxonomy places the organism in Eukaryota, Dinophyceae, Syndiniales, Amoebophryaceae. The record is from the annotation of a GenBank genome assembly.